CCUUGCGGAGCACGAAGCUAUUUAAUUCCUCUCGUCCGACUGUCUGUUUACGACUAUUUGUAUCAAUUGAUGCUAAUUAAAAAGCACAUUUUUACCCUAAUUAGUAGCACGUUUGGUGUGCAAUAAUCUAUGUAAAAAUUACCUGACAAUUUUUAUAAGUUUCUGCCGUCUGUCCAUCCGUCUGUUAAGGAAUUUUUUGUAUCAAUUUGACAAAAAGUUUUCAAAGUUAUGUGUGCUCGUUGGUCAAUAAAUAGUGGUGCAAACUAAUUCGACCAUUGUGUAUAUUUUUCCAUUUAUAUUGCACCAUUGGUGCAAGAAUACAUAUAUAAAAAUUAUGAUUUUUUUGUCGGCUUAUACCGCACCUUUGGUGGAAAGUCAUAUCUAUAUCAUUAUGACAGUGUGAGCUACUUCUAACGUUACUACGGUUUAUUUAUGUAUUUUAUAUUGUGUGUAAAUAUGUGAUUAAUUUGUUUUGUGUAAAAAUGAUGCAACACUGAGGUUUUCCCGAAUUGUUAUCUGUCUGGGGGUCACAUGCCUUUGCAGUUGCAUUUCAUUCCAUUGUUUUUUCCUCCCAUUCGAUCCACUCGUGACAGGCAAGUUAUCUCAAAUAACAUACAUAUUAUGAGUGCUUAAAUGAAUAGGAAUUUGAAUAUUUUACGGCUCAGAGGGAAUAUUUAUGUCGGAUAGAUAUGGGUAAAGAUACGUAGAAAGAUAAUGGAUCGAUGGAACAAAUAGAGCCGUGCACAUGGUCGGGUUUACCCUAAAAAACUGACGCUCAUUUUUAAGGAUAAAUAGCAUUUAUUAAAUAACGGCAGCAAUGCACAAGGAUUGGCUUAUCUAAACAAAUCGCCACCCUGUAGGAUGUCGGGCGGGCCGAUUUUUACAGAAAAACCCUAUAGAACCCUAUAGAAAAACCCUAUAGUGGAAACAGUGUCACCCACUGUGGCCGAAUGUCAGUGGACAAAGUGCCACGGAUUGUGUCCAAGUGUCACAGGAGGACACAGUUUCCAUAUACACAUACAUAUGGGUGUUGUCCACGGUGUCAGCCACUGUAGCUGGGUAUCGUCGGGCACAGUGUCAGUGUAACUAAUUAUGUCCGAGUGUCAGAGGACAAAGUUUCAGUGACUAGCUAAAACGCGCAUCUAUGGGCACAAGAUCAAUGUAUGACAGGAGAGCCACGAAGUCGCUGCAUGACAAGAGAUAAUGAAUGUAGGAAGAUUGAUUGAUUAUUAAUUAAUUGGACCGAAUUUGACAAUAAGAGUGCGUAGCUGAUAUUUCCCAGCCGUCAGUCGUGCUCAGAGUUUCAUUCGCCUUGGUCGAAAUAUGAAGGCCUUUCUGUGUUUUUUGUUAAUUGCUGGAGCAGCAGCAAGCCCCUACGCUCCUUUACGAUAUGAUGGCUACAAAGUGAUUCGAGCCGUUCCAUCGACUGAGGAACAAGUGGCGUCCUUAAAGAAGUUGGAAGCAUCGGGAUAUGACUUUUGGAAAGAUGCCGGGAAACCAGGCACGUCUGCGGAUAUUAUGGCGUCCCCAAAAAAAUUUGAUGAUUUGACCUCAUUCCUGUCGGAAAACAAUAUUCCCGCCAGCGUUAUCAUUGAUAACGUACAAAGCCUUGUGGAUCAAGCUCGGCCGUCUGGUAGAGACAAUCAAGACCCGACGAUGAAUUGGGAACAGUAUCAAACACUCCCAACGAUUUCUUCAUGGUUGCAAGCCCUACGGCAAGUUUUUCCAAAUUUGGUUAGCAUCCUGGAAAUUGGACAAUCCUCUGAAGGGCGACCACUCCAGGUGGUCAAAAUUUCUACAGGGGGCAAUCAAACCAAAGCGAUCUUCUGGAUUGACGCAACAAUCCACGCCCGAGAAUGGAUUGCCACCGGUAUUGCCACCUACAUCAUUAACGAGCUUGUCACGCGGUUCCACGCGUACGCUGAUCUCUUGGCGGGAAUUGAUUUUUACAUAAUGCCCAUCAUAAACCCGGAUGGGUACGAUUACACCCAUACGACGGACCGGAUGUGGCGCAAGACCCGAUCGGAUCACGAUUCACCCCUGGGAUGCAAAGGCGUCGAUGCGAACCGAAACUUUGGCUACGAAUAUGGAGGGCCGGGUAGCUCCACGGAUAAAUGUGCGGAAACGUAUCGCGGACCGGAAGCGUAUUCCGAGCCGGAAACGGAUGCUAUCGUUAAGUUCCUGGAUACCAUUAACAAAACGAGGAGAGAUGCAUUCGUCUCUCUGCAUAGCUAUGGCCAUCAAUUUCUCACACCAUGGGCUCACACGAACGCCUUCUUACCUCCAGACUAUCAGGAACUAAAAGACCUCUCCGACGUGGCAGUGGCAGAGCUAUUUUCAUAUUACAACACUACAUUCACGACGGGUCGGCCGAAUAAUGUGUAUUCAGGUUUCAGCAUGGACUGGGCCAAAGCCGAAGGUGGAUUCAAGUACGUGUAUCUGCUUGAAUUGAGGGAUACUGGGGCUCACGGGUUCAUCCUGCCCCCAGAACAGAUUAUCCCUUCUUCCAUCGAGACAUGGGCUGCGUUGCAGGUCGUGGCACGUUACCUCCUCCCCAUCCGCCUUGCUUAACGAAAAUAACCGCAGGAUACCUUCAUCUACAAAUAUAAGCAUAUUUUAAACAAUAUGAAAAUUCCCACUUAAUUUUGCGCAGAGGGAUGUAUAAAAAUUAAUUUAUUUUGAGAAUGUACAUAUAUGUAUGACGGGCGGAUUAUGUAAUGAAAUAAAUACUGAAGUAAAUAAGUA
This is a messenger RNA of Folsomia candida, 2745 nucleotides long. Its product is annotated as carboxypeptidase B. Gene Ontology annotation, biological process: proteolysis. NCBI's taxonomy places the organism in Eukaryota, Metazoa, Arthropoda, Collembola, Entomobryomorpha, Isotomidae. Gene Ontology annotation, molecular function: metallocarboxypeptidase activity; zinc ion binding. The transcript is spliced from 8 exons. The record is from RefSeq and is a predicted model, not a curated record. Bases 1324 to 2571 code for a protein of 415 amino acids.